This is a messenger RNA of Ctenopharyngodon idella (grass carp), 1790 nucleotides long. RefSeq names its product erythroferrone. Bases 513 to 1391 code for a protein of 292 amino acids. Lineage: Eukaryota; Metazoa; Chordata; Actinopteri; Cypriniformes; Xenocyprididae. The transcript is spliced from 9 exons. Gene Ontology annotation, molecular function: hormone activity. The record is from RefSeq and is a predicted model, not a curated record.
GGCUGGCAGAGACAAACGAAUGAGCUAAACACAAGACAAAUGAAAGAAGGGACCAAGGAACUCACUGUAGAAGAGAGAGAGACAAGGAGAGAUCAGAUAAAUUAAGAGUUCAGAUAAAUGGCAUGGAGGCUGAAGAAAGACAAAGUGACAGAUAUCAGCAGCAGAUAUCAGGAGGAGUGGACAAACUAGAAGAGGAGGAGGAGUCUGGUCUGAGAGGAAGCUAAAAAGAGUGGAGCGCGAAAAGGAGCCCUUCAAAACAGAAAAAAUCUUUUCUGAGUGGGCUACUGACAUAUACGUGGAAUAAACUGGAGCCUGGCAAAGGGGACCUCAACUGGCGAAAAAAAAAAAAAAAAUCAUCACUGAAGGAAUUACUGAAACUAUAAACAGACGGAACUGUGCAAAGGCACCAGGGAGAGCAGAAGACAAUCAAACAUUAUUAAAACAGAAAGAAGAAGUGGAGAUACCACCCACAGAGAGAGACUGAGUAUACCACACACAGGGUUUAUCACAGCAUGAAGCUCACGCAUGGGACAAGAGGGGCACUGACGGCCUUGCUGCUGAGUUUACUGCUGACUACCUGCACCACACAAGAGAGUGAGGAGAGUCUGGAGCUCCAGGAAGAAAACAAUACAGUCAGCACUGAGAGCCCUGAGACUGUAUCCUCUGACAUAACCAUCGUGAGCCCCCACAGGACAUGGAUAGUCUUUAGGGACAACUCCAACAAGGGUGGAAAUAAGAAACCAAAAGGAAAUAAAAGACUAUCCAAGCAUGGCCUUCCAGGUCCACCAGGCCCUCCUGGUCCCCAGGGGCCUCCUGGUCCUCCAGGCCCCCUACUGCCUCAUCAUGCAGAGUUGAUACAGGACUUCCAAGUCAAACUGAAAGAGAUGGUAGGAACUUACUGUCUGCUCUGCGAUCAGCCUCCUCGUGUGGCCACGGCUUUCCGUUGCCGACUGCACCACAACCUGCUGGUCCACCGUCGCAGUCUGCAGGAGCUCCAGCCCUUCAACACUCCCUUAAACACAGAGCAGUUCCAUCAGAGAGGGCAGGGCUUUAACGCCAGCAGUGGCCGGUACACGGCUCCAGUGUCUGGGUUCUAUCAGCUCACAGCUAGUCUGCUACUCGAAUCCAAUGAGUCUCAGAAGAAGCCCAAUGCCAGGCAGAGAGACAGUGUCAAGACCUCCAUAUGCAUAGAGUCUCUUUGUCAGAGUAAUGUGUCUCUGGAGACAGUGACUGGAGUGAGUGCUACAGGAGGAGUAUUCAGUAUUCUCCUGACCGGUACUCUUUACCUACAGGCUGGAGAGUAUGUGUCUAUUCUCAUUGACAAUGGGACAGGUUCAGCACUCACAAUUCUCCAAGACAGUCUGUUUUCUGGCAUCCUUUUUGGAAUAUGAGGACACCAACAAAGCACAAAGUAACGACUAUAAAAAAGACAAGUUUCUCUGUGCUGACAAAAUACACAACUUUAAUAGAUGAGGUAUUCAGGACAUAUUAUAAUAAUAAUAAUUACAUAAGGAGGACUCUUUCCAAGCAUCUAAAAAAGAGUCUCUGUGUAUAAUGAUCUUUAACAUUGUUGCAAAUUUGCAUUGUUGCAACAGGGUUGCACUGCUAUUUCUUUCCAAAAUAAUGGAAACUUUAAUCUGUUCAUAGAGGUGUAUGUAUUUUUUUUUCAUGUGGUAUGUUUAUGUAUUCCAUUCUUAACAGGGUUGAAGUUUUAUUUAUUUGCAUUUGCUUUUUGAAACAAUAUUGAUAUUUGUGUAUAUUUGCAAUAAAUACUUAUAUAACUGCUGAAA